AUGAUGAUGAUGAUGGAGCUUUCAAGUCGAACCAGUGCUAGGACCAGCUCCAUCAUGGUCGAUGAAUAUUACGACGACAAGGACGUCGUUGAUGACGAUUCAAUAAUAAUUACGUCCACCUCCCCAAGUCUUGAAUUGGAAAUACCCUUGGACCCAGUUGUUGGGCGAUCUCACGAUCACGAUCAUGAGCACGAACAUGAAUUCCGUUCCAUGAACGCCUUGGAGAUCUUGAGAGAAACAGUUCGCAUCCUGCGCUUUAAUUUCAUGGGUUUCAUAGGUAUAACCGUGCUGCUUAUAUGCCCAGUGACGGCCAUAAUAUUGUCAAAUGUUCUGGUGGAUUCCUCUGUAGCCAGGCGAUUGAGUAUAAGGCUGUUGUUGCUUGCCCAGAGCAGUGGACUCCCCAUCAGGCAUUUCAUCAAGCAGUCCUGCUACAAGUUUGCAGAAACAUCAAUCUCCUCCGUCGUCUGCUUUCCGCUCAACCUCACCUUAUCCCUCUUGUCUAAAGCUGCAGUUGUUUACUCCGUUGAUUGUGCCUACUACAGAAAGAAGUUCGAUUCCUUGAAAUUUUACCUGAUAAUGGCAAAGAUUUGGAGACGCCUCGCCUCUACCUACUUGUGGGUGUGUAUGGUGAUAUCUGGCUGCCUCACAUCCUUCAUAAUUCUGCUUGUAGCCGUCUGCAGUUUGUUCUCCGCAGUUGGGUUUGGGGCAGACGCUGUAGUUUAUGUAUCGAUUGGACUGGGGCUUAUCUUCUCAAUAGUAUUUGCAAAUGCUCUUAUAAUUGGCAGCAUUGCGGUGGUGAUAUCGGUGUUGGAGGAUGUCUCUGGGCCAGAGGCUCUGCAUGGGGCUAGCUUGCUGAUAAGAGGACAGACUCAGGUGGGUCUUUUGAUAUUUCUCGGAUCCACCAUGGGGAUGGCCUUUGUCGAAGGAUUGUUCGAGCACAGAGUCAAGACGCUUAGCAGCAGCAGUUUUGAUGCAGCUUCCUCAAGAAUAUGGGAAGCCCCUCUUCUGGCAGUAAUGUAUUCAUUUGUGGUGCUUGUUGAUUAUAUGAACAACGCCGUUUUCUACUUCAGCUGUAAGUCUUAUCGGAUGGAGAAUUCCCCCACUGGGGAAUGCCGCCAUUCCUCCUUGGAGGCCAUGGCCAUUUCUUCACCCUUCUCUGACUCAGAGCAGCAUUAACCAAUUAUUACUAUUCAUUUUAUAUCACCAACCAAAAGAAGGAGAAGAAGAAAAACAAGAAGAAGCUACAGAGAAACUGCAGGUUAACAAAUUUCCUUCUUUUUUUUUCUUGUAUGUAUAUAUGUAUGCCUACUUCUUAUUCUCUUAUAAUUAGCUAGCUAGUUUUUUUUCUUAGCCAGUACUGAGUUUUUCC
This is a messenger RNA of Impatiens glandulifera, 1369 nucleotides long. RefSeq lists its product as uncharacterized. The coding region runs from base 1 to 1176 and encodes 391 amino acids. NCBI's taxonomy places the organism in Eukaryota, Viridiplantae, Streptophyta, Magnoliopsida, Ericales, Balsaminaceae. The record is from RefSeq and is a predicted model, not a curated record. The transcript has a single exon.